AUGCAGCAGGAACAGAGCAGCCCACUUCAUAACAUACUAAUAGAGAGAAUUACCUCACUCGUUAAUAAUAAUGAAGUUGCCAGCAAACAAGUAAAAAGCAGCCAGAGAAAAACAGAUAAGGUACCUGCUGGAAAAUGUAUACGGAUUCGUUUGUAUCCUAAAAGAGAAGAACGAGAGAAAUUACGCAAAUGGAUGGGGACUGCUCGUUGGACAUAUAACAAGUGCCUUCAUGGCAUUACAAAGGAGAACAUCAAACGAAAUAAAAAAGACUUGCGUGCACACUUUCUUAACGCUAAAGCGUUUAACACUACUCCAGAACUAAAAUGGGUACUUGAGACCCCUAUGAUAUUCGUAAUCAGGCUAUGGAUGACUUGUUAA
Rhizophagus irregularis DAOM 181602=DAOM 197198 is the source of this 378-nucleotide messenger RNA. RefSeq lists its product as uncharacterized. NCBI's taxonomy places the organism in Eukaryota, Fungi, Glomeromycota, Glomeromycetes, Glomerales, Glomeraceae. The record is from RefSeq and is a predicted model, not a curated record.